AUGGCAACAACUACUUCGUCUUCAAGUCCUUCCACGUCUUCUUCACGUAUCGACGAAGGUGAGCUGGAGCAGAAGCUGUUCCAAGUCUACAAUCGGGAAGUGAAGAUUUGUGAUGAUAAUGGACAGAGCACUCAGCAUAUUGGAGAUGAAUGGAUGAGGCGUGAGAUUCGACGGAUUUGUGCGUUCGACGUGUCUGAUCGAUGGAUUAAGAUGUUUCGAAGGAAGCAUGGAAUACGAUACUUCAGUGGACGCCGCCACGCCGACAACAACAAGGUGAACAAGUUGAUACCGUUGGCGGCGUUGGACACGACAAAGGUGAAGACGUCCAACUUUUUGAAGGAACGACGAGUCCUUCGAACAAGUCGAAAAGAGUACGUCGACGUGGACAAACGAGUCAACGACGAGAUAAACCGUCGUCAAUCUCAAGGAGAGCGUCUAACGAAUCCUUGGAUCAGAGAGUACGCACAGGCUAUUGGCAAGGAAUUGCAUCCACUCGUUGCGGAUAUCGAACAAUUUUUCGACGCCAACUGGCUAUAUCGAUUCAAGCGGAGGUAUAGUGUUGAGUUGAAGCCUCGAAACCUACGAGAACUCUCACCACCACCGCUUAGACUAGACGAAUUCAAACUAGAACCAUCAAGCGCUUCGGAAGACAACUACUACAAAAUGCUCCAAAUUCAUCACUACCUCCAUUUGCUCAACGGAAAUGGGAGCGGUGUUUCGAAAGAGGAGCCAAUGGCAAAUUAG
This is a messenger RNA of Caenorhabditis remanei, 744 nucleotides long. RefSeq lists its product as uncharacterized. The record is from RefSeq and is a predicted model, not a curated record. The transcript has 5 exons. Bases 1 to 744 code for a protein of 247 amino acids. NCBI's taxonomy places the organism in Eukaryota, Metazoa, Nematoda, Chromadorea, Rhabditida, Rhabditidae.